AGGUUGCAAUAAUUCUACCUUCUCCGAGAAACACAGAGAUUCCUCCCCCUCUUUUUAGCUCUCUCUCUCUCUCUCUCCUUUAUAUCUCUCUUGCUCUCUCUACAUUCACCCUUCUCAUCACCGAGCUAUCGCCGAAAGAAGAAGACAGAAGAAAGAGAAAUAGGCGAGGAAGAAUCAUCAAUCAAGCAAUGGAGUGGUGGGAUCGAAUGGUAUUUCCCAUGAAACAGGCUUGGAUCCGCGUAGCUCUUCGCUUCCGCGUAAGAAAAACCGGGUUGUGGAAGCUGAGGCAGGAGGUGAGCACGUGCGAAUACGAGGACGUGCACGUGAUGUGGGAGAUUCUGCAGAGGACCGAUAUGGAGAUCUCGACGUUAUCCCGCCGCCGGCGAUCUGGCGCGCGGUGGAGCGUGUUCGAGUCGGGGCCGCAUAGGCUCUGUGGAAGCUUCUGAGUUUUGAUUGCCGACGGGGGAGAGGAAGGAUUCGCGCGUGCGAGGGUCACGUGCCGUCUUCUCCUCCUUUUGUUUUGUUUUAACUCUGCUUUGUUUUGUGGUUGUAACGCACGUGCCGAGGGAUUUGUUUUCAUGUGA
Molecule: messenger RNA, 584 nt
Organism: Dendrobium catenatum
Lineage: Eukaryota; Viridiplantae; Streptophyta; Magnoliopsida; Asparagales; Orchidaceae
Exons: 2
Coding region: 189-446 (85 amino acids)
Source: RefSeq, a predicted model, not a curated record